AUGUCGUCCGCUAUUCUUUUUCCUUCUGCGGGGUGCGGGAAGAGGCUGCUUUACGCCUUUGGCCUUUGCUCUGCGUGCAACGGCAGGUGUACCUCAUACCGCUCCAGGCACCACAAAGCAAAGGCAGCAGAAGAAGGAAAACCCCGAGAAGAAGAGAGAUCUUUCAGCGUUGCCGACGACGACGACACUUUUCUGGGGAUGAGCCGCAGCGUCACGGAUGUGGAGGAGCAGCUGCGUGCGUGGCAGCAAACGCACGAAAAAAAGACUGCGGUGAGUUGUAUGGAGUGGCGGAACCUGGAGGCAAACCUGCUGCUUCUUUUCCCCGUGGUGGGUGUGACGCUCGUCACCUGCUUCGUCUUCACGCUGGUUCCCUUUAUUGGCCGCAGACACGCAGCCAAAGAAGGCCUCGGACUGGCCCGCCGGUACGCCGCCAACCUUCGCCGUUCACGCGCGCUAGUGUUUGCGUCGAGGUUCAAUCCGCCACUCUUCUCGGCAUUUCUCACCGUGUGGCUCCUGCUUUGCGCGGCAAACGCCGUGUUUCAGCUCAUGCGGUUGGCCGCUGACGACCCCACGUGGGCGGAGCGGGUGUUGACUACAUCCGAUGGCUUCCUAACCCCCGCGGUGCUCCUCUACGUCGCCCAGUACUGGGGUAUUUCCUCCCUGCUCAUCCACGUCCUCUUCACGCCGCGUCGCUACGUGAUCGGGAGUGCGGUCUCGGUACCGCCCUUUCUCGUGAGUUUUUACCAGACAUUGCGCGUAACGGGCGAGGAGGUGGAUGCCUGGCCCGGCACCGUCGUCAAGGCGACGCUUGCGGUUUCCAUUCUAACGAUGGUGGCGUUCACUGUACCGUGGCUGCAUAACGAAUACCGCAUCGCCAUGCAGGGUAUCGACGCGCAAACCUCGCUUGCGUUGGGGUUCCGCGGCCAAGCGGAGGAGAAAUCCAAAGUGAAGAAGCGCUCCUAA
Trypanosoma conorhini is the source of this 963-nucleotide messenger RNA. RefSeq lists its product as uncharacterized. The coding region runs from base 1 to 963 and encodes 320 amino acids. Lineage: Eukaryota; Euglenozoa; Kinetoplastea; Trypanosomatida; Trypanosomatidae. The record is from RefSeq and is a predicted model, not a curated record. The transcript has a single exon.